Pelagomonas calceolata is the source of this 1556-nucleotide messenger RNA. NCBI's taxonomy places the organism in Eukaryota, Pelagophyceae, Pelagomonadales, Pelagomonadaceae. The record is from the annotation of a GenBank genome assembly.
GACAAGCUCAGUGCAGGGCCAAAAACCGGGCGUCCUGUGCGGCAUCGCUGGUGAUUCGGACGGCGUCGGCUCAGCAUUCAUUGUGCUUGUUGGCGUCGAAGCAGUUGCGAGAGUUUUAACCGACGCCGACCUUCUCAAACCAGACCUCUAAAGCUGCCGUCAGAGUGCAGUGAAAAAACACCCUCGGCCCGACCGAUCGCUGCCGGCGGCGCUGCCAAAAUGGCGGCUCACAGAGUGCUCUCCUUGGUAGCACUCCUCGUCGCACCAACCACCGCACUGAGCUACGACCCGGCGCGGUCGCUCGCGCCGCUGCACCGCCUGCUCUUGCAGCGCACGGUGCAGACGCAGACGGUCUAUCUGACGGACUUCCACGACGAGGCCAAGGCCCAGUGGCUCGCGAACUACCUGGACCCGCAGGCGCCCAUGGACACGGUGCGCAUGUCGAACACGGAGUGUUUGCCGCGCUACAACGGUUUGGACGGCUUCCCGCACGCGACGAACGAAGAGUACCUAAGGACGAUGAUCCGGAGCGAGCCCAUCACCUACGAAGUCCGGUACAAGGUCGGGACCUGGGCCGGCGGCAACCAGGGCACCGGCGGCGCGGUCGGGCCCUCGGAGGAGCCCGCGGCGGACGAGGCCUUCCGCAAGGGCAUGGAGCAGAAGCAGACCUUGGACUUCUGGGGCGGCUCGAACAACGCCGCCGCCGCGAGCACGCGGCGGAACAACCCGUUCCUCGGCGAGCACACGGCGAAGUACCGCGAGUACGAGGAGACGAUCGUGCCCUCGCGCUUCGCCCAGCUAUUGAUGACGACGCAGCAGCAGCUCGCCAAGGAGUGGCGGCGGGACCUCUGCGCCAUCUACGACGGGUCGCUAAUCCUGCCGCGCGACCCCGACGCCGACGAGGCGCAGGCCAUCGCGGCGGAGCAGUCGCUCUCAGUGCACAAAUCAAAUUGGCGGGGCGCGCCUCUUCCACGCCAUCGACGCGACGUCAGCACGACGGCGUGGUGGUGUGGUCUCUCGCCGCUCGUGAACCCGACUCACUGGUUGAUUUAUGCACAGGUCGCUCUACGCGCGCGUGAUUCGCGACAAGGCCAUGGGCGAGGACCCGGACGAGCUCGGGCGGUUCGCGACGUCUCCGCUGCGGGCCGCGAACCUGGAUCUGUGCGAGCGGCUGGCGACGCGCGUGGCCGCGCGCGAGCUUUGCGUGGACGGCGACCUGUCGCCGGCCCAAGCGCGACGCCUGGAGGAGUGCCUCGAGCGCCUCGAGAGCAGCGAGCCGGCCGAGCCGGAGGCCGGGCCGACGGACGACAUCCACGCGGCGCUCGCCGCGAAGCUUGAAACCAUGACGCGCGUCGACGCCUUGGGCGGCCACGCGCGACGCCGCGGCCUCGCGCGGCGGUGGCUCGAAUCGCUCGAGGACGAGGCGCUCGCGGACGUCGUCCGCCGCCGCCGGAACGAGCUCGCGCGGCACUGGGCCGAGUCCGUCGUGGACGAGGUCGCCGCGACGCACGCGCUGCUGCUCCGGGAGUCGCUCGAGAGCCAACUCUAACUUAUUA